Molecule: messenger RNA, 537 nt
Organism: Venustampulla echinocandica
Lineage: Eukaryota; Fungi; Ascomycota; Leotiomycetes; Helotiales; Pleuroascaceae
Exons: 3
Coding region: 1-537 (178 amino acids)
Source: RefSeq, a predicted model, not a curated record
AUGCCUUCUGCAUGGGACCACAAAUCCGACAAGGACCUCCUCCUGGCGAUUAUCGAGAAUGGCGUCCUUAAGGGUAUCGAAUGGCCUAAGAUUGCACAGAAGAUGACUGCCAAGGGCUACACGUUUACUCAUGAAGGCUGCCGCCAACACUUCCAAAAGAUCCGCAAGGAAGCCCGCAGCGACCCCUCCCCCAACCCAAACAGCCCCGUCGCAACUCCUAAAAAGCGCCCAGCCAGCUCUUCCAAGAAAGUUGCCACCCCCUCCAAGGGAAAAACUUUCAGCGACUCAUUUAAUAGCACUCCGACUAGCAAGGGAAAUAGCUUCUCCUUUGUGAAGGAAUUCGACGAGAGCGAGGACGAUGAAAUUGAUACCCCCCAACUUAAUCGCGUCAAGAAGAUGAAGCUGGAGAAUGAGAAUGGUCUCCAAAGCGCACCGCUGUUUAAGAUGGAGAAUUUGGAUGCGAAUGGUUACAAUGGCGCGAGGGGAAGCGGUGUUGUGAUUUUGGAUCGCGAUGACCUCUACGAUGAUGAAGGUUGA